CGAUUGAACAGUGUCUUGCAAUAAGUUUGUCAGAUUAUUUAUCAAAAACAAAGACUGGAACAAUGACCACAGUGAGACGAAACAUUUUACAAAUGGCAAUAUUUCUCUUUGGAAAAGAAAACACGGAUGGAUAUGGAUUUGUGUAUUCCGAAAAGAAAGACGUUGCUGUGCAACAGAAGAGAUUUCUCAUCUUCUCCUACUUGUUCCUCGAAGCCCUUAAGAAAAACACUAUUUCGGACAAAGCCAUUGCCAUUCACAACAGUCUAUGGUCUCAACAUUUACAGCACCUGGCCAACUGUGGAAAUGAGAAGGCAGCAAAGUGCUUCAUAAGAAUUUUGGAGGACAGGGAAGAAACUGUUUUCAAUAUUAAAAGACUUCAACAUCAUCUUAAAUCCAUAGACAUACAUCAUGAAACUGGAAUUGAAGAGAAGAAAAUUAAGUUCCGCUGUAGGAAACCGAAUGUAUUUGAGAUAAUCAGAAUAAAGUUGAGAAAACUGUAUUAACAUUUAAAUGACUCUCGGGAUUCUUUUUCCCCAAAGUUUCAGGACAUCAACUGUAAGGAAUUCGUAUACAUGACAUGUGGCAGUUCAAUUAAAUGACAUCAUAACCACUCAGCACCACCACCGCCAUCAUCAUCAUCUUAUCAUUACCACAAUCAUCAUUUCUUGUCAUUGGUUUUUUUUUUUCAAAUUGGUUUCAUUGAAGAAUUAUUUCCAUAUUAUAAUGCAUCUCUUUUA
Saccostrea cuccullata (small rock oyster) is the source of this 737-nucleotide messenger RNA. RefSeq lists its product as uncharacterized. Lineage: Eukaryota; Metazoa; Mollusca; Bivalvia; Ostreida; Ostreidae. The coding region runs from base 63 to 503 and encodes 146 amino acids. The record is from RefSeq and is a predicted model, not a curated record. The transcript is spliced from 5 exons.